Messenger RNA from Cuscuta campestris, 928 nucleotides. NCBI's taxonomy places the organism in Eukaryota, Viridiplantae, Streptophyta, Magnoliopsida, Solanales, Convolvulaceae. The record is from the annotation of a GenBank genome assembly.
GCCAUGUCGGUCACCUUUUUUUAAAGGGGAGCCUUUUUUCUUUGAACAUUUUUAUUCUUCAUGGACUCCGCCUCGGGUUAAGUAUCUUGGUCAUGCGGAGAUUGCAUCUCCGACAUGUAAUGAGGUUGAGUCUCUGGGAUGAAGUUCAGAAACGCUAAAUCUUGAGAGCCACCCGAGAAGAAGUUCGGGGAUGGAGUCCAAUACUGGAAUCCGUCAAAAAAGAGGCAUUCUGUGUCCACGGUCCACCGCCAACGCUCUCCUUCCCCGUCUCCAACGCCACCGCCGUUUAAAUAAAGCUGAUACUCCCUCCUCCGUAAUAAUUACACAAUACCGGAGAAAGAUAAGGGGAAACACUAGUUUUCGGAUUGAGCUUCCAAUCGCUGAUUUGAGACGGGAAAGAUCAACGUCGAAGAUGUUGAUGGGAUUAAUAAGCUUUCAAUGCUUGAUGGACUUCAUUGUUGCCGGAUUCUCCCUCAUUAUUGGCCUGGGAAUCUUCUCCUUCCUCGCUUCGAUUCUCUGCUCCGCCGCUUUCUUCCAGAACGUGAAGGAGUUUUCCUGAUUCGCCUAAAUAUGGAUCUUAUCUAGGCUAGAGAAGUGUGGCGAAAACCAACCAAAAAUCGGUGAAAAUGAGAAACCUGAGCUGAGUAUAUAAUAAAGAGGAUGAGCACAUAUAUCUCCAUUUCCAUCUUGUAAAUACUGGAGAUAAUGGGAAGAUGAGUGUGCAUCAUCAUCAUCAUCAUCAUCAAGAACCAAACUCUAGGGUGAGUGGAGAUAUGAAUAUGUGUAACAUGUUGUUGUUUGUACUCAUAGGUUGUGGCUAUAUGUGUGUGUUAUGUAGGACAUCUCUCUUCUCUUGAAAGCAACACGGUUCUCUCUGUUAAAGGAUUACUUAGCUGUUGUAUUUCUUGAAUAAAACUUCCUGUCCUGA